Stegodyphus dumicola is the source of this 7371-nucleotide messenger RNA. RefSeq lists its product as uncharacterized. The record is from RefSeq and is a predicted model, not a curated record. Lineage: Eukaryota; Metazoa; Arthropoda; Arachnida; Araneae; Eresidae.
AAGCUGCCAAAAAAUUUGGAUAUGGAAUUUUGUAAUACAGAGGAAUGUGAAAUCCAAAGGCGAAGUCAAACAAUGAAGCGAAGAGUUAGUUUUUCUGACACUUUUCAAGUUGUGGAACUGCAUACAGGAAAUAUAUAUGAUGUACCUGGAAUCAAUGAUGAUUCCAACUGUCAAAUCCUCUUGCAACAAGAACAUGGUCAAAAUGCAGAUGUGAAUGCAUCAAAUAAAGCAGAUCAAAGCAAAUCUCUUAAUGUAUCUAGGAAACAUAAAAUGGAAGAUACUGAUGAGCCUAUUGCAAAGAAGAAAACAAACUUAUUUUUAUCUUCCACUGGAUCUAAAAAUACUAAAAAGACCUUAAAUUUUCGUAGAAAGAAAAAGAACAUAUCAGACAGUGAUGAAAAAGAAAAUAUUAUACCUGAGAUCUUUGAAGUAAAAGAAAGUGAUGAUAUGGAACUGACAAUAUUUCCAUGCAGUUCUGAUGUAAAUACAACCUUUUUGGAUGAUGACAUGGUUUUUCAAGAUGAAAAGAAUGUACUUUCUGAUGUUACUGAUAAAACUUGCCACUUUGUUUCAGAAGUUAUGGAACUGACAUGUAAUUCUGAAUAUCCAUUAAAGCAAACUUAUUCAGAUACUUUUGAAGCUGUUCCUGGAAAAAAUGAAAAGAAUGUACAUUCUGAUGUUACUGAUAAAACUUGCCACUUUGUUUCAGAAGUUAUGGAACUGACAUGCAAUUCUGAAUAUCCAUUAAAGCAAACUUAUUCAGAUACUUUUAAAGCUGUUCCUGGAAAAAAUUUUGUUAAUAGUAGUACUGCACAUUCUUCUACUGUCGAAAUGCCUAAAUAUGAUUGGCAACCUCUAGAGGAAACUUUUCUCAAGUCUUCCUCUAAAAAUGUCAGUACGAAUUUAAACUUUAAUUUAUGCCAUCAAGUUAAGAAUACAGAUGAAAUGUUUACUCUUGGUACUGGAAGCCACAAUGAAUUGAAGAAUAAAAAUACAGAUAUAUACAGUAACAAAGAAAACUUCAAACCUUUUUCUUUUGCUUCAAAAUGUGAUUUAAAAUAUUUAACGAUAUCAACACAAGAAUAUUAUAAAAGGAUGGACAGAAAUGCAACCUUAAACUUGGAGCAUAUUUCUGCUUUUAAAUUAUCUAAUCUUGAUUCUAAUCAAACUGGAAUAAUAGAAAAAAAUGAUAGAAAUACUGAUUAUUUAACAUCAGAUCUAAUGGAAUUAACUUGUAAUUUUAAAAAUUCACUUAAGGAAUCGUCUGUGAUGUAUGAUAGUGUUGAAAAUAUUGCUUCAGAAAGUUCUAGUAUUAAUAUGGAGAGCACUUGUGCAUCUGCUUCUUCCCUGAAUGAACUUGCAGAAGAACCUUUGCACAAAAGUUUUAAUCAAACUGCCAAAAAUGCUGAUUUAGGUAAAAAUAGCUUGCAUUCCUCAAAUCACCUAAAUGUAAUUUGUAAUAUAGAUGACAAAUAUGUACCAUUAAAUUCAAACAAAGGGUUUUUGUUUGAUGGCAAGAGCUGUAUAAAAUCAAAGAAAAGUUUUGACAGAAUGAUUACUAAAGAGAGUCCCAGAUUUGAGCCACAUAUUUCAAGAAUAGAGAAUCUAAUGCAAUCUCAGGAAAAUGAAAAUGACUUAGUAAAAAAUCCCACUGUAAUGUCUCGCUUGAAAGCAAUUAACUCAUCAGCAUUGUCAUUAGAUACUAGUACAGAUGAAAUUCAACAAAGCAGUAAAAAUUUUUCAUAUGAUAUCAAUGAUAAGAAUACUCAUUAUUUUACAUCAAAUAUGAUGGACCUGACUCAUAAUACUGAAGCUUCAUUUAAACAGUCUCCCACAGGAAUUAAGAAUUACUUAAAGAAUAUGAUUUCAGCAAGUUCUUUGCAGUGUAGCAAGCACUUAUGUGCUAGUUCCAAUUUUACUGGUUCACCAGUUCAGGAACUUCAAAAAACAGGAAUAGAAUCUUUUUGUAGUAACUUUAAUUUAAGUGCUAGAAAUGGGGAUCAGAAACUAAUGAUUAAUAAUUCUGAAAUACAUUCACAAAUUCCGUUUGUACCUGUUUAUGACAUAAAGACUCAGCCUACAGCAUUGAACUCAAAUAAAAAUAUAUUUGAUUUAGAUGCCGACAUUAGCACAGAACUGAAGAAAACUGCAUAUUAUGUUAGUUUGAAAGAACAGUCAGAUUCUGUACCAGAUAUCUCAGGAGUUUCUAUGAGAUGCUCAAUGGAAUCUAAAGGAAAUGAAGAAGCUGGUAAGGUGAAUGGAAGUAUGGUCUCAAAUUCGAAAUUUGUUAAGUUAUUAGGCAUUGAUAGUAAUUGCAGUCACAUCAGUAACACUAAAGAAAAGAGUGAUAUAUCUGUUCAUGUUAAUAACUCUGAUAAAAAUACUUUAUACUUUACUUCGAAUCCUAUGGAAUUAACUUGCAAUUCUGAAAAUUCUGUUGAAGAAUUUUCCACAUGCUAUGGUACUUUAGAAGCAAUCAAUUCAAAAGAAUCAUUUAAUGUAACUAAAGAGCAGAAUAAGCAUCUGUCUAUAAAUCCAAAUAAAGCUAUGUUGUUUUGUAAUUCCAACAAUACUAAAUUUGUAAAAAGUUCAGAUAUUAACAUUCAAAAUGAAACUUUAAAAACAGAUCUAGAUUCUCGAUCAAAAUGUCAUAAAAAGCAAUCAGAUGAGACAACAGAUGUGAUGCUAAACAUGAAAUUACUUCCAGCUGAUACUAGUUUUAAUGCAAGUAAUAAAAAUACAUGUUAUUUUACCUCAGAGUUUGUGGACUUGACAUGUAAUUUUAAGAAUCUGUCUGAGCAUUCUGCUGUGAAUCAUCGUGAUAAUACCCAGGACAAUACCUCUUCUAGAAAAAGCUAUCAGUCUGAGCAUUCUGCUGUGAAUCAUCAUGAUAAUACCCAGGACAAUGGUAUAGUUGAUAAAAAUACAUGUUAUUUCUCUUCAGAUCCUAUGGCAAUGACGUGCAAUUCUGAAAAUUUAGCUGAGCAUUUAGAUGCAAGUGAAUAUAGCAUUCAGAAUAUCUCUUCUGAAAAAAGUAAUAAGAGCAUAUGCUUGUCUCAUAAUUCAUUUUCAAAUGAUUUACCAGUAGCUGAAACUAGAAGAGUAAGUCCUAACAGCAGAGUAUCUUUGAAAGACUGUUCUGACUUCAUUUCAAAACAUACAGAACCUAAAUCUGAGACUACACUACAGAAUUAUAAUUUAAAUGGCCAAAUUUCCAAUGCUCAAUGCAUGGAUCAAAGCAAUCAAGCAAAAAUUUCAGAUGAAAAGCUUGAAUAUGUUGAAAACAGUGCAGUGGGGAUAAAAAAUUCAGAUGUUAAAAUUAGAGAAGAAAAUUCUUUUCAGCAAUUAUCAAGUUAUGAUAAUUUCAAGAAUGUAUCUUUAAAAACUGACCGUUUUACUUCAGACAAGUCUGUAACACCUAUUGCAAAAAAUUACUCUGAGAAAUUUCAAAUGUUUGCUACUCACUCUAGACAAAAAAGAUCAUACUCUCCUUGUAACAAAAAUAGGAGCAUAUUAAAGCCUGAAGUUUCAUGCAAUCAUUUUGAAGAAUCUAAUAAUAGUAUAGAUCUACAUGCUGGUUCCUCCUUAUCAGGUGCAUUAGUUCCUGAAAUCCCAGAAACAGAGAAGUCUACAAAGAGGAUUAGAUAUACUUUUACUCAGAAUGAAAAUAUCAAAUCGAAGACUAUAAAUGAGAAUUCUAACUGUUAUGAGACACAGCUUGAUGAAGUUUUUAAUCUAAAGGAUAAUAACCUGCUAAUACAUUCCAACAAUAAAAUUUUUCCUUGUGAAGUUAAAAAUGAUAAUGGAUUCACAGAAGCAUGUGAUACAAUUCUCAAAGAAAAGUGUAAAACUGCAUCUGAUCUGGCACCCCUGCAACAUAAGCAGUCUAGCGUUAUAAAUGCAAAUGCCAUACAUAACUUUAAGCAUGCUGAAAUUCCUGAUAGGCUAUCCUUAGAUGUUGAAGUUCGUGGUCAUGACAUUUCCUUAAGUUUACAUACUAUGAAUGAGGAACUGCCAGCUGAAGAAUAUAGUUCAAAUUGUAUAAGAAACAUAUCUAAAACUAGUAUAUCAGAUAUACCCAAUAAUCAAGUGUUGUACAAAUGUAACAAAAAUUCUUAUAAUUUACCUUUAUAUAUAAGACUCAAAAGGGAUUCAAUUCAAAAGGAAACUCUUUCAGAUGAGAAUCUUUCUUUAAGUUCAAAUAUACCAAAUCUUACAAGACUAGAAUCUCGAUUUUUGAAACCAAUCAAUCCAUUACAAACUGGCAUAUUAUAUACCAUUAAGAAAAUGAAAAAUUAUCCAGAUAUUAAGAAAAAGAUAAGUGAUGUAUAUUAUUUUCCAGAAAAUGUGUUUUCAGGCAAAAAAGAAUUGAGGUUAAAAUUGCCAAAUGUUUGUCUGGAAGCCAGAACUUCUAAUGUUAAAAGUGAUUCUUUUCAAUUCCAAGAUCAAUCACUUGUAAAAAGAAAAAGUUUUGCCAUUUUUACAGAAUGCACUUCUCAUUCAUCACAGGGGUCUAUACAUGCCAGCAAAGAAACCGCUAAUGUUGAGUCUCAUAUAACAUGCAUAAAUACUGAUGCCUAUAAAAAUGAUUCUGAAAUUCAUAAGCAGUAUGAAGUUGCAUCUUAUAGUAAUGGGGUAAAGAAAUAUGAACAGUGCUUAAGCAAUGACAGUACAUUACACAAUGGUAAAAUUCUAAGUGUUCCCAGAAUAGAAUUACCUACCUCAUAUGAAUUUAGUACAACCCUGAAAAAAGAUUCUAAAACAUUUCAAGCAGUAAGUUCUUUUGAAAAUAAUUGUGAGGAUUCUCUUGAAUUACUCCCAGAUUCUAUAUUAGAAAGCAGCAUUUCUGUAAAUACAAUCUACUCUCGGAAAACUGCAGUGAGUACUUAUGAUGAAAAUUCAUUUUUAAUUAAAAGAACUGUUGCAAGUGAGGAUCAUUUGGAAAUGAGUGCAAAGAAAAUAGUGAGUGCAUCACGAAUUAGCACAGUAAAUUCAAAUUUGUUAGAAAAUUCAAAAUUUUUAUUGUCUUCUGUUACAUCUUAUAAACAUCCCACAAAUGAAUUGUCUAAAUUUCUUCAUACAACUCCAUGUGCAAAGGAUGCAGAUUUAUCAGCUAAUCUAAAUAAUCGUAUCAUAAAGAAAAAACUGUCAUUUGUUGAAUGUGAUCUUAAUGACAGCAAGCUACAAAGCAUUACAAAACUUAAUUUUUCACCAACCAAAUCCUCCGUGCAUGCAGAUUGUUCAGAAUCUGCAUUGCUAAAUAUGAGAACCAAUGAAAAAAACAUUGAGAUGAUAUGUACUCAUCUUGUACCCAAAGUGAAAAAAAUUGAUGUUCUCAGUUCAGUAAAUGCAGUUCCAGAUGUUAAUGUAACAUUAACCACAGAUACGAAAAGUUCACUUGGUAUUAAAAAUGAUAGUGAUCAAGAGGAUUUUCAAACUCUUUCUACAAAAUUCAACAUUUUACUAACAAGAUUUUCAGCAGGUACCAUUAGCUCUGAAUUUGAACUGCUGAAUACAGAAAGUCAAGCAAAUAUUGGAAAGACAUGCAAUCAACUUGCAUCAGAAGCUAAAAAUUUUGAGCUUCAUAAUUCAGUAAAUACAACCCCAGAUGUUAAUGUGGCUCCAAUCACAUGUGCUAAUGAAGUAGAUCUGAAUAGCAGUAGUAGUGAGAUACAAAACCUUCAGCUUCUUUCUACAAAACCCACUUUUUUACCAACUAGGCCUUCAACAAAUAGGAUUUGUUCCAACUCUGAAGUACCUGAUAUAGAUGUUAGUCAAUUACAUGUUGGAAUGACAGGCAAUCAAUCUGCAUCAGAAGCACACAAUUUCAAGCUGUAUAAUUUAAGUAAUGCAAUCCCGGAUGAUACUGUGGAUCCAACUUCAGAUAUUGACUGUGCACUUCUUUCUAGGAAUGACAGUGAGUUAAAUAAGGAAGUUAAUGAUGCAAAGAUUGAAAUUUCAGACAGUCAGUUUGUCUCUGAAGUAAAAAAAAAUGACACCCAUGAAUCAAAUUGUACAGUUCCAGCUUUGGCUGCAGAUGUUGAUAAUCUAACCAAAAAUCCAGACAUGGAAAGGCCUUUUAGAACUAGCAUAGUGUCAUCAAAUGGAUCAAGUGAUGCUGAAAUUUCUUGUUUAAUUAAAGCAACUUCUUCCAAUAUUUGCAAUGAAACUAAUUUGAAGGGUAAUAAAACUGAAGUUAAGAAGAAUAGUAGUUCUUGCAUAGAUCACAAUGAAGAAAAUGAACGAAAUCAACAGAAGAAUAAAACAGAACUAAGGGCAGAAAGCAAUUCUUGUGCAAGUUCCAAUGAAGGAAGUUAUAUUUGUACAGUUCCAGCUUUGGCUACAGAUGUUGAUAAUCUAACCAAAAAUCCAGACAUGCAAGGGCCUUUUAGAACUAGUAUAGUGUCAUCAAAUGGAUCAAGUGAUGCUGAAAUUUCUUGUUUAAUUAAAGCAACUUCUUCCAAUAUUUGCAAUGAAACUAAUUUGCAGGGUAAUAAAACUGAAGUUGAGAAGAAUAGUAGUUCUUGCAUAGAUCACAAUGAAGAAAAUGAACAAAAUCAACAGAAGAAUAAAACAGAACUAAAGGCAGAAAGCAAUUCUUGUGUGAGUUCCAAUGAAGGAAGUUAUAUUUGUACAGUUCCAGCUUUGGCUAAGGUUGAUAAUCUAACCAAAAAUCCAGAGAUGCAAAGGCCUUUUAGAACUAGUAUAGUGUCAUCAAAUGGAUUAAGUGAUGCUGAAAUUUCUUGUUUAAUUAAAGCAACUUCUUCCAAUAUUUGCAAUGAAACUAAUUUGCAGGGUAAUGAAAUUGAAGUUAAGAAGAAUAGUAGUUCUUGCAUAGAUCACAAUGAAGAAAAUGAACGAAAUCAACAGGAGAAUAAAACAGAACUAAGGGCAGAAAGCAAUUCUUGUACGAGUUCCAAUGAAGGAAAUUAUAUAGAUGAAGAAAAGUGCACAGCAUUAACAAAAAAAAGUGUUGAAAAUCAAAGUUUAGAAUCUGUAGACAGAAUGAAAUGUAAACUAACACAAUUUCCCUUAGCAGGUAAACGAUAUUGGAUGCUAAGAGCACUAGAUGAAAAGCAAGCUUCAUUUCAUUUAACAUGGGGAAACUGGUUGUAUAAAUGUCAAUUAUUAAUCCUAAUUCCCUGUGAGCAAAGUGUUUCUAAUGGAUCUCAAAUAUCUUUCCAUCGACUUGACUCUGAGUGCCGUGUAAGAAACCUAGGCCAUGAAUUAUUCCUCUGUCAAAAGAAAAAUACUUCAAUUUUACCACCAGUAAAUUCUGAGAAAAUUCUGAAGGUAAGAGUAUCUGCUGCAUAUUUGAUGUUCUUUCCAAACCUCUUUUUAAAUGUAAUAAAGGAAUUUUCUAUAUCAUGA